ACCUAAAGUAUAAGAUACAUUCCUGAAGUGUCUAAUGCAGAACCACGCGCUUACAUUAGCAGUCGCCCUCCGUGACCGUUUUAAGACGUCAGGUUGUUCAGAGACUCUAAAGAAAACGGAAUUAUUCUUGGUCUGCUAUAAUAUUUGGAGAAUACAAAGCUGUAAUAUUUUUAUAGACCGUACCGCGUUACAAGUUUGACAUCAGGAAAUCUGUAACCAUGUAACAAAUCAUUGUUUCAAUAAUAUGAGUCGCAGUUUUUAUAAAUGUCGCGACUCGUGUACACGAGCUCAUUGACAUGUACGCAGGACGACCUGGUGUGUACGUGGUGCGUAUCCCGAUGUUUAGCCAAGUGUGUCAUUAGGUUCUCGAAGAUACGAGUAGCCGUUAGCUAUGGCUAUGAAACCCUGUAAAUUUAUGAAUUCCUUUACGAACCGGGGCUGACAGAUACUGUGCAAUGUCGGCUGACGUCUUGCAGGACGAGAACGUAGCCUCGAACGGCAACAGCGACUUACAAACCCUGGCACAACCAACCACCACAAGAGGUGGACUCAGGGUAUAUAAGAUUGUCGUUCUAGGCGAUGGUGGAGUUGGCAAGUCAGCCGUUACACUGCAAUUCGUCAGUCACAGCUUUCUUGAUUACCAUGAUCCUACAAUUGAGGAUUCGUAUCAACAACAAGCAGUGAUAGAUGGUGAAGCUGCUUUAUUAGACAUUUUGGACACUGCUGGACAGGUAGAAUUUACUGCUAUGCGUGAUCAGUAUAUGCGUUGUGGGGAAGGAUUCAUGAUCUGCUACUCAGUAACAGACAGACAUAGCUUCCAAGAGGCAUUAGAAUAUCGAAAAUUAAUAUCACGCGUACGCGCCCACGAGGAUAUACCUUUGGUAUUAGUUGGCAAUAAGUUUGAUCUCCAGCACCAGCGUAAGGUGACAACAGAGGAAGGAAAGGCUCUUGCUCACCAACUCGGUUGUCCAUUUUAUGAAACGUCUGCAGCUCUUAGACAUUUUAUAGAUGAUGCAUUUUAUUCAUUAGUGAGACAAAUUCGCGCUAAGGAAAGACCUCGAGGUCCAAUUCGCAAACACAGUCGAUGGUGGCGUCUUCGAUCAAUCUUUGCUUUUAUCUUUCGAAGAAAGCAAAGAAACAGUACACACUAUUCGCCUUAGGUGCAUCUAGCUGCAUAGAAAAUUGUCAUCCUAUUUAAAAAUGCAUUUCGUAUAAUGUUUUAAGGCUCUGUUCAAAUGACACCUGGGACACGUAUUUUUUUUUUUUUACCUGUUUCGUUCAAACAGGCGACAACGAAAUACGCGUGUAUUCAAUGUACUUUGUAUUUUCUCACUUUAGGACUGCCAAUUAAUAUUUGGCUGAGUUGAGUCACCACCUAAAGUGCUCGACGCCUAACGAAUGACCCCAUUUCUUCAUCUAGACUCAAUGUCUACUUUACGCUUUCGAUAUACUAUAUGCCAGCAUAAUCUGUACGUCAUAUUUAAAUGCAAAGGAUGUUCAUGAGAAUAAUAUGUUCCCUUGCACUUUAAAAGAAUUCAGAUGAUGGGUAUUGUAUCGCGUGCAGUUGUCAGCUUUGCGCUUCCUCGAAUUUAUAUUUAUCAACAUAGAUAUGUUGAUGGUGUUGAUGUCGAUAUAAAAUCAGUUUUAUAAUCGUUGCUGAUCGAAUUUUUUAAAUGUGAUUUACGUUGUAAGUAUAUAUCGCGCUUUUCAAUAUUCCUGGUUAUUCCCUUUGAGGGAACUUAUUACUCUAGAGUUACAUAACUUUGGAAAUCUUUUUUGUUUUACUUUUUUUUUUAAAUAAUAUUUCUAAUUCCAUCUAUGGAUAUCGUUUUUAUUUAUUUUCAAUUUAUUUAUUAGCAAUUAUUCUUUUAUAUAAUUUUGGGCUGUCAUGAACAUCACAAAAAUCGAUAUCACGUAAUAACGAAUGUAUCUACUAACGCAUGGAUAUGUAUUGUUAACAAGUAUUGAAACUUAAACAGCACACUGUAUCGAUAAUUCUAUAUGUUUAUUAUAAUGAGAAUUACAAUUAAAACUAGAUUCAUUUAAUAUCCAUUGAAACAGUAAUUACAGCCAUUUACAUUCAAUCUAAAUGCUAUACCUUAUUUAAUAUAGACAUUCUAGUCGCGACUUAACGUUCUCCUAGUCACGUUUUACAUUUUGUUGUACACAUAUUUAUAGACUGUAAAUUGUUGAUGUUCAUGUUGCAUAUUUUGUGCAUCUCGUUCACACGAGUUACGUGUCAAGUGUCUCAGAAAAAUUAUGUCUUGUUAUACAAUCAUAAACAAUUGCACUAUUCAUAAUUCGACAUAAGUAUUAUUUGCCUUUGUUACUCUCACAAAAGUAAAGCUGCUACUUUCUAUUGCAUCAAAAAUCGAUAAAUUUUCAUUAAAACAACAGGACCAAAUCUAAUUAAUUGACUUAAGUAAUUCGCAUAAAACAAUACAAUUUUCUGGUACAGUUGGUACGUACCAAAGUCUAAAAUGAAUGUCGACAAAUUUCUGACACUGAGUAAAGUGCUCAUAUCCUUUGCUUCGACUUUAAAUGUAAUUGGCUAGAAUUAGAAACAUCAUCCUUAAUGAGUAUGAUAUAUGAACAAUGAGUAAAGACACCCAAAAAAAAUCAUGUCCCGUGUUAGGCUGAACAAAUUUAUCUGCGAGCACGCUUAAAGGCAUAUUCAUUAAGGUAAUCGAUGUACGACUGCUGAAGGAUCUUCAUAGAAUUUCCAUGAAAAUGAUAACACAGCAUUUAUUCUAUCAAUAGUUGUGCUGUUUUAUCACAUUUCAAUUGUCAUAUCUUAGAUUCAUAUUAACGUAACGAUGAGCGGGCUAAAAACUGUUACAGUAUUAUUUGAAUGAUACGAAUGUUGUAAAAUGAUCUAUCAAAGGCCGAGUCAAAUCAAAACUAUUGAUACAAUAAGAUAAAUGACAGUAAGAGAACCGACAAUUUGAGUUACAUUACGAGUAACUCACAUUAGUAAAAUAUAUUUCAUCGUGACAAUACAAUGACUAUCUUAAUAAAUAUACAUCCUACGUCUAGCGGGAAUGUAAUAAAUAUUAAAUGCCGCGUACCUAGCUACUCAUAUUUUUAGCGUGUAUUUGCAAAGACAUUAAAAGCACUUAUCCGAACUGAUGGAAAGAGUCGUUUAAGAGUAUCAAUAACGUUUAUACAAAUUCCAUAACGUUACAAGCAAUAAACUCGAUACUUCCAAAGGGAUCAAGAAACAAUACAAAAUAAAGAAAAUCAUAGGUUAUCUAUUGCCACAAAGAAAAAAUCGGACAAUUUACGGCGGAUUUAAUGUAAUUCAUUGUAUCGCAUCACUAAAACAAAAUGCCGAAACAUAGAAUUUGACGUUCGUUCGACAAUCCUUUAACUUUGCCCACACUGUUUUCGUAGGUAGCUUUAAACAUUCAUAAAACUGUAAGUUGUACACGAUUAUUUAAAAUCUGUUCUAAGUGUUAACGCCAGUGCUUGUGUAUACGUAAAUUAUAUAAAAUUUAUUAAAUGAUAAUUUUGAAAUGAUGAGAAAUUGAAUAAAAAUUUCUUCGCACAAAUGUAUAAGAUGUAACAAAAGGAGUCACGCGUAGCGAGAAAUACAGUAGAUAUAUUUUGCGUAUAUAUAAAUUAAUUUAUAGUACAGGUAUUAAAAAUGAUACGGGAUUAGCUCGUAAAGAGGUUGGCGGAUUAUAUUUAUCUGAUAGACAUUAUGAGUUACAACUGAAACAUAUUACAUUUAGAUAUAGGACUGGUAUGUUGUAACGGUUAGACAAAUAUUGGUAUUUUAAUGUAUUUCCAUUGCGACGGAAACAAAAUUUAUUCAAUGAUAUAAUAUCAUUGUAUAACAAUCAAUAGAAGUACAUAAGCGUGCUUAUUCAAAUCCUUCAUAAUUUACCUUAAAGUGGCCUCUAAGGCAUGAUACGGUAAAUUAACUGCCACCAUUGAUAAUAUAAUUUAAUUAUAUGGUUUAUAGGAAGGAUUCGAAUACCUCACAAUAUUCGCACCUAAAAAAAAAGUGUAGAUUAGAAAUAUAAUCAAUUGUAAGUAAAGUGUAAUAAACUGGGAAAGGAGAUAGAAUUGUUACAGCACAGCUAAAGUAAUAAACAGUCUUGUACACUUA
Messenger RNA from Cephus cinctus (wheat stem sawfly), 4114 nucleotides. It is a transcript of the gene Ric, whose product is annotated as GTP-binding protein Rit2. The coding region runs from base 456 to 1160 and encodes 234 amino acids. Gene Ontology annotation, biological process: Ras protein signal transduction. Gene Ontology annotation, cellular component: plasma membrane. Gene Ontology annotation, molecular function: GDP binding; calmodulin binding; GTP binding. The transcript is spliced from 5 exons. The record is from RefSeq and is a predicted model, not a curated record. Lineage: Eukaryota; Metazoa; Arthropoda; Insecta; Hymenoptera; Cephidae.